This is a messenger RNA of Hydatigera taeniaeformis, 2772 nucleotides long. The record is from the annotation of a GenBank genome assembly. Lineage: Eukaryota; Metazoa; Platyhelminthes; Cestoda; Cyclophyllidea; Taeniidae.
AUGCCAAAUCCACCAAAGCGAGCCAAUUUUUGGAAACCGAUUCCAAGUUCUGGAGAUGAUUCUUGGCACAAUGAGAAUCAGGACAAUAGUGGUAGAUUGUUCUCUGCCUCUGACUGCCUCUUUCCAGAGUUCUCUGCAAAUAACCCUGCUCCCGCAACAUCUGGUUGGCCAACUUUUGAUCCAGGCAGUAAUGAUCCAGCCAAAAAUUCGACGUUGGGCACCGCACUUGCGGAUUUGUCUUUACCGUGGCCAGCAAGUGAUAGGCUUUGGAACUCUCCAGGACCAUCGCUCACUGAGUGGCCACUGUCUUCCAACUUUAUUUGGCAAAAUGGUUAUUCAGAAGAUGAUGUUAACGUCGGUGUCGACUCGUCGCUUCCUCACAAUGAAUCGAGUGGUGUGCCUCCAAGCUUGACACAGGAUAAGGUCUUUCAUCAAAUCUGGUCCCAAAAAUCGAAACAAUCUGUUCCGGAUGCAAAUCCUAAUCCUUGGGAUAGCAACCAGCAGCACCUAGUUGCUACCGCCGAGAUUCUCACCGAUUCCACGGAAACCCUCAACAGAGAUUCCACCCAACAACUAGAAGAUAACGAUAGGCCCUCAAGUACUCAGGGAAAACAGGAACCCUUAGCUUCUGAAACCAAUCGAGAGACUAAUGCUGCUGUUAUUCGCAUCACUGAGCUUGUAAACGAUCCGGGAAACUGGGGUACACGCCCAGUCAAUCAGUCAGUUCCAUGGAAGACCACACCUGAGGACGGGGAUUUGCACAAAUCCAAGCCUUCCUCAGCCUUGUUGAAUUCCCACCAGCAGCAUCAGGAGUCUAAUGUGUGGACGAAUGAACCCCCUACUGGAACAAAUGUUUGGGAGUCGCAUUAUGAACAACUUGCUACUCGGAGUUCAUGUUGGGCAUCGCAGGGUCGUGAAACUCCCAUCGCUGUUAACGCCUCUGUUAGUGAUCCAUUGCAACCAUCAACAUCUCAGCAGCACUCUCAUCCACCGGCUAUACCUUCAACUCUUCCACAGGCUGAUCAUGAAAGUGGCAUUUGGGGUUCGACCUCCACUUUCCAGCUUCGUCCCUCCACUUCCUCGCAUUUUGGUCCUCCUGGAGGCCUAUUUCGACGUCCCAUUUUCGGUGCAGGCGCAGCUGGCGGUUCUGCCAACCGUUUAUCAGAUGACUCGGGUGAUAUCGGAAUGCCUUCUCGCGCUGCUUGGCCCACUAUUUCCUCAUCUCAUUUGUUAAGCCAGGAGGACAACAGUUGGGCCACAGUACCUGGUCGGUGCGUCCCACCUACUGCUGUUCCUGGUCCAACCCCCUCUUCUGCUAGUUCUGCUGCUCCUUCCUUUUUCUCCACUGGCUGCAGCAGUGGGCUGGAGGAGACGGAUCAACAUCAGGAAGUUAAUACAGGCGUUUCCAUGGCAGCCUACCGGAGUGACUUGGUGCGCUACUUCCUGCAACAGGGCUUCCGCCGCGAAGACGUGGAACCCGUCCUCGCGGAAUGCAACAUGGACAUCGAUAGAUCAUUAGCAGUGCUGCGACUGCGUUCUCGCAAUGCUGUUGCGGGCAGCAGUGGAACCCCACGUUACCCCGGAAGUGUGGGAGGGCCGCGUCGUGUUCCUACCUCGCCCACUGCUACUGGACAGUUUGGGCACUUUUCCAACACGCAAUCUACCUCAGCUGCUGCCGCCGCUAAUGUUGCACCAUUUGGACGUGGAAUGCCGAUGCAGAGACCACUGAUGGGCAACGGAGCCAAUAGGAUCAUUUCAGGCGGCGUUGGCAGUAACAGGAUUUCUGGUGCUGCAGGUGGUUCUAGUGGUGAUAGUAUCCUGGGCUCUUCCCUCUCCUCCCUUCUGGGCCUACCACCACCACAGCAACAGGAGAACGGCUUUUCUCCUAUGCUUAUGCGCGGCCGAAGUUAUCAAUGGCAACCUACCAACGCUCCUUCCACUAAUUUCGCUUUCAUCUCUUCAAUCAUGGAGCUACAGAGGAAGCGACAAGACAUCCAACGGCAAAUCCAAUUGUUCCGGGGUAAUCCCAGUAUGUGUUCUCUGCCAGGCGGCAUGGCACUUCUAAACGAGUUGACCCUUCAGUUACACCAGAUCGAGCAUCAAAUCAGCGCCAGAGAGGUGGCUGGUACGUUUGCAUCCAGCUCCGCCCCUCCACAGCCGCCAGUUUCAGCCUUCUGGCCCAAUCCCGAAGAAGCCAGAUCCAACCCAUCCUCUAUCGCACAGCGCCUUCAGGACCUAAGAAUCGGUACAAGUGCUUGCAACAGCAAUACUAACGCAGCAUCAUCCACAUCCAACAAUCCUCCCUCUCCACGAUCAGCAUUCAGAGCCACCACUAACGGCUUCCGAAGCCCACGCCACAAUAGUGGGACAGAAAACUUUCCAGGAAACGGAGGCAAUCUGCCUUCAGGAUGGCUUUUGAUUCGAGGCGUGCCUCCUUCCAUGCCCAGAUCUACUCUGGAAUCCUUCCUGGGUAAUGGAUUGUUGACACUGCAUUCGCUCCCCACACGUGGCACAUUUGUCGCUCGAUUUGUUACACCUGAAGCCGCGAUGGAUGUUGGAUUUCAACUCACUGCAACUGCGUCGAACUCUCCACCCUUUUUUGUCACUGUCAUUGAGGAGCGACAGGCUUUCGAUCUCAUUGUGGAAGCACUUAACGCCGCGUCCAAUGUUAGCGCUGUUUCUGCUGCCGCCGCUGCUGCCGCUGCCGCCGCCGCCGCCGCCGCCUCUGGUGGCACCAGUGGUGGAGGAGGUGGUGCCAGUGGUGCCAACUAG